AUGCUCUUUUUUGUCAUUCCUUCACUCUUCUUUCUUUUUUCCUUCAACCUACCAUGCGUUUUUACUGAUGAUUCUAUUGACAAUUAUAUUCUCGUUUUCAAACAUGGUACUUCUCGACAUGACAUGAACAAUCAUAUUCAACUCAUGUAUCAACAAGUCAAUGACCUCAAUACCACCACCGAUACCCGCAUUCUUUUGGAUUCUGUUCAAGUGUCAUCCAUUGGUAACUUCCACUGGUAUUCUGGUGCUUUUGCCUCUCGAGCUUUUGAAUCCUUAUAUGGUUCCUUGCAGCAUCCUUCUACCAUAAACGUUUCAUCGCAAAAUACGUUUCCUUCUUCUCCUUCUUCUUCUUCUGAUAUUCUACAUUAUUGGGUUAAGGAUAUUACCUUCUCUAAGCAAGAAAUGGUACAAAAUAAUGUACCUAGUUGGGGACUGGAUCGCAUUGAUCAACGACAAGGACUAGAUGGACUAUACAAAUUUGCCUCCAAUCAAGGUCAAGGAGUCAAAGUGUAUGUACUAGAUACAGGCGUAAUGGUGGAUCAUGACGAUUUGAAAGGUCGAGUUGAAAUUGGUGCAACGAUUGUGGGUGAUGAUGAUCCUACAGACUAUGAUGGUCAUGGCACUUUUGUAGCUGGUGUAUGUUGCGGAUCAACUUACGGUGUAGCAAAAGGAGCCACAGUGGUCUCGGUCAAAACAUUAGAUAGUGAUGGUAAUGGUCGAUUAUCAGAUUUACUCAAAGGCAAAACCAAAAGUGUUGUCAAUCUCUCUUUGGGUGCUCUGUACAAUCAAGUAGCCAAUGAUGCAGUGGAACAAGUAACUCAACUUGGAAUUCAUGUUGUGGUUGCUGCAGGCAAUUAUGGUGAAGAUGCUUGUUUGUAUUCUCCUGGUUCUGCUCCUGGUGUUGUGACAGUGGGUGCUCUUGAUCGUGAUGAUACUAUUAGCUAUUAUUCAAAUUUUGGAAAAUGUGUUGAUAUUUUUGCUCCUGGAACUGAUAUCAAGUCAAUUACAAGUAAUAGCACUAGUGCAACUGACGUUUUAACUGGCACAUCAAUGGCAGCACCACAUGUGGCAGGUAGCAUGGCUCUUUUUUUAGCACAAGCAGAUUAUACACCAUUUGAAUUAUCCACCUAUAUGAAAAACAUCUCCACGUUGGUUUAUUUGGAAUUCGCAAUCAACAAUACAGAUGGAAAUGCCAAUAAAUCAGUUUUGGAUAAUGCUAUUGACACUGGAGUUCAAUCAAGUAGCAGCGGUGGUAAUGUUAAUCAUCCAUUUGACACAGCUGUCAAUAUUCUAUAUACUCAACCUGAUGAUGGUCAACCUUUAUGGGCAUUUGGUGGACAACUUUCUAGUGUAGCUUCUUCUCUUCAUCUUCCAUUUUUCCUCACUCUUAUUUUUACUGUAUUAGUGGCUAUUAUACCCAAUCUUUCAUUUUAG
Messenger RNA from Halteromyces radiatus, 1434 nucleotides. Its product is annotated as peptidase S8/S53 domain-containing protein. Gene Ontology annotation, molecular function: serine-type endopeptidase activity. Lineage: Eukaryota; Fungi; Mucoromycota; Mucoromycetes; Mucorales; Cunninghamellaceae. The record is from RefSeq and is a predicted model, not a curated record. The transcript has 5 exons. Gene Ontology annotation, biological process: proteolysis. The coding region runs from base 1 to 1434 and encodes 477 amino acids.